UUUUGACACUCACUUUCCUAGAAUUUGACGGCUCCCAUCAUUCACCUCUUAUGGCUUUGUCAUACGAACUCUUUCAUGUCACGUCCUGCCAUGUCUUUGAAGGGCUCUUGCUCUUUUGUUCAAAUUCGAGGCUAGAGAAUUGUUUGAUCUAUGGCCAGCCGCAAGUGACUACCUAUGCCUAUACAUAAAAUGAUCGCGUGCCCGCAAUAUCUGCAUUACAUCACCGACAUAUUCAUCCUUGGUUUUUGGAAAAAAAAAAGCAUCACCAACUUCUAGACUUUCGUUCACUAUUCCCAAUACAUUAAUUCGCCAGGAUAUUCAUAUAUAUUAACCCAGCUUUGUUGGGUUUCUCUCGAUACACUCUCUCUUUACUUUCUCUGCAUUAGCUAUAUCUCUAAUCGGACAUCUUAGCACUUGCCCAAGACUUGUUGCCAUAUCCGCAAGACAGAAACCAAAACACAUUGCCGCUCAUUCGUCUGACGAAACAACAAAAUGGCGCAGUCUCAGCCCCAGCCGAGCUCUCCGUCGUCGCAUGUUGAAAUCCUCACACUUGACAACAUCUUGAAAAAGGUGCCCUCGUAUGACCCUGAGGCUACUAACCAACUGUUCUCACUCAUUGACUGUGGCAGCAAUGGAAUCCGCUUCUCGGUCUCGGAUCUCUCACCAGGCUCAGCUCGCCUUCUCCCAUGCAUUCAUCAGGAACGAGCCCCUAUCUCUCUUCUUGACUCACUAAUGGAGGGCAAGGUCAUGUAUGGAGAAGAACGCUUCCCCCCGGCCACAAUCGAGCUUGUUGCGCAGACCAUGGCCAAGUUCUGUAGAACCGCCUAUGAGGGCCACAACGUCCCCAAGGCCAACAUGUUCAUGUUUGCCACCGAGGCCAUGCGUCGCUCUACCAACGCCAGCGAGAUGCUCGAAGCCAUUCAUACAGCCUGCCCCGACUUGAAGUGUCACAUUGCUGAGCCUGGUGUCGAGACGUUUUUGGGUGGCAUGGGCGCCCGUUCCGGCUCGUACAAAUUUCGAGGUCUCUGCGUCGAUCUCGGCGGUGGCAGUCUGCAAAUGAGCUGGUUCAACACAGAUGACGCUGUCCGCCGUGCUUCCGAGGUUCACCAAGGCGACUCUGCCGAUUCUGACACCAACCCCAACAGACACUAUGGCAUCGCCGCUGCUCGUGCCGGUCAGAGUCUGCCUUUCGGUGCCGCUCGAGUCAUCCACAUUCUCAAGAACGAGCCAGUUGAGGUCAGGGAGGCAGAGAUGUCCAGCUACCACGAAAAGCUUACUACUGUCUUUGCCAACCUGUGCAAGACCUGGCCUGACCUCGCUGCCGACGUUGCCGAGGACGGCCCGGGUGUUUGCAUGUACGUCUUUGGUGGCGGCCUCCGUGGUUACGGUAGCAUGCUUCACUUCAACGAUCCGGUGCACCCUUACCCCAUUGCCGGUGUCGGCUCCUACUUCGUCUCGGGCGCCUACUUUACAGAGACCAAGAGGAUGCUUGAGUUCAACAACAAGCACAAGGGCAAGAUAUCUGGCAUGUCUUCUCGCCGCAGGGAUCAGUUCGAUGCCAUCUGUGCUGUUGUUGAUGGGAUAUGUGCUGUGGUUCCCAAGAUCAAGCGGGUCACAUUCUGUGGUGGCGGCAACCGCGAGGGCGCCCUGAUGACGGUCCUCCCCGAAUCCAUCCGCGAGAGCAAUCCCCUGGCUCUUCUGGGACGCGGCGAAACCCCUCCGAUUCUCGCUCAACCAUCAGCCGCCAGCACGUUUGUCCAGAUCCUGGAGGAAGCCCUGCCCGAGACGUUGACAAGCCAAAAGCUGGGACCAUCCACGGUCGAAUCACUCGGCCUAACUGAGCUGUUUGUUCGAAGUCUCUGGACCAAUCUCGACUCGCACGAGAAAAAGAAGCGCAGCGCAUCGGCAGCCAUGCACCAUGCUUUGGCUCGAGACCCCGACUCUCCGGGCCUGGGACAUCUUGAGCGCGCCGUCUUGGCUGUGACAAUGGUUGCCUACCGAGGAGGUGUUGUCCGCCGCUCCGACCACUCGCUGUACGACCGUCUCCGAGGCGUCGUCUCAGCAGCCGAUGACCCUUCGUCGUCGGACGUUGGCAAGAAGGACCACAGCCCAGAAGCCAGCCAAAGCCUCUUCUGGGCCGACUACAUUGGUCGUGUCGCCGCCGCCAUUGUCAAGGCUACGGUUGCUUACCCUACCGAUGUGCUUCAAGCCGGCGGUCCUGUGCCCAUAAAAUUUGGCGCUGUCGAGAACGGCAGCGGUGAGGACAGGGUCGUCGUGCUCAAGAUGGGUGUUGCCUUCCCACCGCACGUCUCCAGCGAAUUUAAGCUGGAUGAUCUUGUCGAGGGCUUCAAGGAUGUGGGCAAGCAUCAGAAGCUCGGAAAGGUGGUUGCCACUGCACAUGAAAUCUCGUGAAACUAAUGCACAUCCCGUCAUGCCUUUACCGAUCCUAUAACAGACACUACCUAUAUCAUCUCAUUAUCCUACCGAAAUUAAGCAUCCCUUGUAUUUUGUGCAGCUCACCUGUUGUUUUCGGAUUUGACGGUCCUGACGGCACUCCAUAAACAUAGAAAAGAGAUACCCAUCGUCGCUGUUUCGACGGCCUCAAAAGAACAAAUAGAUGAAGACCCAAGAAUGACGAAUCAUGUUUGACACCUGAAAUGAGAUGCGUCUUUGGCUAUGAUUUUGUUUUGGUGAAAUAUAGCAUGAAAAUUCUCGCUUUGCUUUUAGAAUGCUUGCAACCCACAGAAAAUGCUGCAUCUCAAGGGUGUCUGGACAAGAAAACUCAAU
This is a messenger RNA of Pyricularia oryzae 70-15, 2787 nucleotides long. RefSeq names its product retrograde regulation protein 2. Gene Ontology annotation, biological process: regulation of transcription by RNA polymerase II. Lineage: Eukaryota; Fungi; Ascomycota; Sordariomycetes; Magnaporthales; Pyriculariaceae. The record is from RefSeq and is a predicted model, not a curated record. The transcript has 2 exons. The coding region runs from base 493 to 2412 and encodes 639 amino acids.